ACCGGAAGCAGCGCUGUCAAGGGAGAAAAAGAGAAGAGGCUCGUUGGGAACAGCAAGUCCUGGCGGGGGAGGCGGACGGCGGAAAGGCGAGCGGCUCCUGUACUUGGAUCCCGUUCUGACCCGGUAGUUGGGAGCAUGCCCGCGAGGAUGAUAUACCGAAGAUUCGCAGGGCAGCCCUGCCGCACGGCUGCCUUUUCUACUGCGAUCAAAGCGCCGGGCAAGAGGACGUUCUUUGGAAAAGCGGAAGAGGACCAGAGGCUCCAAAAGACAGAGGAACAUCCUAAGCCCGUCGCCGUGCUCAAAUUGUGGAAACCUCCAGAAUACAGAGUAUCCUUUCAUCCAUCGGCCUACGCUGGGGCCAAACGUGUCUCCGAGGAGGACCCAUCUUGUGGCUUGGAGGGCGGAUCGCUCGGAAGCGACUACCCAAGCAUCGGCGCCAAACAGGUCCAGAAUCACUACAGCGUCACCUGCUCGCGGAGGCUUUCCAGCACAAAGAAUACACUGCUGGAUUUGGAAAGGAGCAAGUUUCUCUCUGCCCAGGCCAACCUGCCGCAUUCAACAACACCGGAUCUUGCGGAAGAGGACGGGGAAGCCGCGGACGUGGAGUCUUAUGACACGAAGGAGGAUCCCAGGGCAUUUCAGACACAAAGGCCUGAAUACGAAGCGUUGAGUUACAAUCGUCGCAAGCGCCCUCCGCCCCUUUCCGCAGAGGAAGGUAGCUCGAUCCUGCAGAACGUGUCCGUGCUCAAAAGCAGCCUGAAACCAGACACCAUCACAGAGUGUUUCUUUAGGCUGAGCGGCUUGCCGGCAGAGCAGCAAGAGAGCCUGUUCUCCAACUCCAAGUUUGCCAUUCUGUGUCACUGUGCGGUUGAAAGCAUCCCGCUCUUUGAUACUUCCGAGCUGCUUACGUGCUUAAAAGCGUUUGUGCACUUAGCCGUUCCGCCCACGCAUCCCAUGCUGAAGGUGUACGAAUCCGAAUGUUGCCGCCGCGCCUGGGACAUCGGCCUGAAUCGCAUCCUGCUGGUGGCCGACCUGUGGCGUUGCUUGGGGUGCAGCGUCCCUCGGUAUCUGGAGAUCGCGUUAAGCUACGUUCACCUGCACUGGCAAGAGCUCAGUUUGGCCCAGCUGGUUCAGUUGCUCUAUAUCAUCGGCGAGGGCCGCAGAGCCCCUGAGGAUUUAAUGAAGAAACUCGACACCUUGGUCUUGAAGCACUUGAGUUCCUUGAGCCCUGAGGAAGUGGGGGCCGUUUGCUUGGGGUUCUUCAAGUCCAGCCACGGUCUUUCCAAACACACUAUGCAGAAAAUUGGAGAUAAAGUCUCUGCCCAGAUGGCAGAGAUGAGCAAUUACGCCUUGGUGAACGUGCUCAAGAUGUACCGUUACACUCACGUUGAUCAUCCUGAGUUUCUGAAGCAGCUCUCGAUGGUCGUGCCUGCACGGAUCCCUACCAUGGGCACUCAAGGAGUCAUGCACGUAGCCCUCGCCUGUUCGGCUUUGCAUUACCGCAGCGAAGGAAUCAUGAAUGCCGUCGCUUCUUCCAUGCCUUCCAGGGCAGCUUAUUGCCGAAGCAAAGACAUUGCCAAGUUUUUGUGGUCAUUUGGGUGCCUGAACUAUGAGCCUCCUAACUCAGAGGAAUUCUACGCUUGCCUCGAGGAGCAGAUGCGCACAAAGAUGCGUGAAUAUCGGAGAUUCCCCGAACAUUUCCUUACCUCCUUGCUAGCCCUGGUGUUUGCAAGGCGAUUCCCCAAAGAUUUGAUUGAUUAUGCUCUGAGUCCCAAGUUUAUCCGACUGAUCAGUGACAAUAAGUUUGACCUCAAGAAGGACUUGCUCACCCUGGAUGGCUCAGUGGGGAUUGAAUGUCCUGGCUAUGCUGGCAAUCGCCUCGAGGCCCAUCUUAAGCAGGAGACGACCGAGAUGCUGUGGGAUUACGCCCAGAAGGACCUCUGCACAAAGCCAGAAGUCAUGGAAGCCCUCUCUCACCUCGAAGACAUGUUGGGCGGCCCCCAGUACAUCAAACAACACAUGAUCCUACCUCACACAAGGUCUGUUGAUUUGGAGAUCCAUUUAGAUCCAGAACGAAAGCCGUUGCCUUUUCAUUCAGAAGCCACGGCGGUAAAAUUCGAAUUAAAAGAGAGCGGAGUGUCUCUCACGGAUGACUUAAUGAGUCGGCUGUUGAAGGGGAGGUCUGUCAAACCAUGCCCAGCGAAUGGCUCCGAAAGAGAGGACGAAACGCGUAUCCAGAAAAGACCAGCGCCCCAGGAGCAGUCUCCAUCCACUCUGGACCAUUUUGCAUUUUCGGAUGGAGUCCCUCUUACUGGCGCCAUCUUGAACGCGUUGACCAAGUCCCAAACCUCUUCUGAAAGUCCAGACCCUCACCCGAAACAGCAGCAUCCUGGGGACACGAAAUUAGCCGUUCAGGUGUCCAACAGAAACCACUACAGCUACGGCUCGAAACACCUCCUGGGGCUCCACAAUUUGAAAAGGAGGCAGCUCCGUCAAAUUGGAUACACCGUGGUAGAGCUGCCCUUCUGGGAAUGGUUUCCAUUGCUCCGGCGCAGCCGCUCAGAAAAGCUGAGCUAUUUGCACCAUAAAAUCUUUAACUCUGUACCAUGAAGUAUUGCGGUUUUAGAACCAAACUGGUUGCCGGGUCUUGCCCAAGCUUGGUGGGGAAUGUAGCUGACUUUUCCUUAACAGAUUGAAGCGCCUGCUGUUCAGAAUUCUCAGAGCAUUUAAAUGGACUUCAUAGCGAUUCUCUUGUAAAUAAAGUUGCA
Messenger RNA from Sphaerodactylus townsendi, 2768 nucleotides. It is a transcript of the gene FASTKD5, whose product is annotated as FAST kinase domains 5. Gene Ontology annotation, cellular component: ribonucleoprotein granule; mitochondrial matrix. Gene Ontology annotation, molecular function: RNA binding. The coding region runs from base 136 to 2610 and encodes 824 amino acids. The transcript has 2 exons. NCBI's taxonomy places the organism in Eukaryota, Metazoa, Chordata, Lepidosauria, Squamata, Sphaerodactylidae. The record is from RefSeq and is a predicted model, not a curated record. Gene Ontology annotation, biological process: regulation of mitochondrial mRNA stability; mitochondrial RNA processing.